CUCCUUGCUAGUGUCUUACAGGACUCUAGCGCAUGCCGGCUUUAUCGGGCAAAAAAGCCGCUUUUAGAGGAGCACAAGGGCUCAAUAAAUCUCACACGUGACUCGCACGGAUCAGCGCUUUGGCGAAUUGCAGCACUCUGCGGUCAGCAUCACACAGCAGGGCUAAUACACUGCGCCAGGCCAAGCAAGUGCUGUGCUUGUCCGCCGCGGUGUAGACGCGCCGACGGCCGCUUGACCAGAACUCGACGCCAGAAGUCGCAGCAGCAAAGGUAGCGAACGAUGAGCCAACGCGCCGUGCUGGCAGCAGGCGCCGUCGCCGCGGCCGCCGCAUGGCUCAUACGACGAACGAAACAAGACGAGACGCGAGAGCGCGCGGGCUCCAUCGCGUACGACACCAAAGACGAGCUCUUCCACGCGAUGCGCAAGGACGCCAUCACCGCCGCUUCCAGGGAACCGUGGAUGGCCGGCAUUCUCCAGCACAUUAUUGACGCGAGAUGUUUCGAGGACGCCGUGGCGAACAUGCUGAUGCACAAGCUCGCGUACGAAACAACCAACAAGCAGGAGAUGCGGCGCAAGUUCCGCGAGGCUUUACUUGAGGAAAGCGCUGCCUGUCGCGCCGACGCGCAGGCCGUGGUUCAAAGAGACCCGGCGGCGGACGGUGUGCUGGACGUGGUCAUGUACUUCAAGGGAUUUUCGGCCAUCCAAGGCUACAGGAUAGCGCACCGCGCGUGGGAGGCCGGCGAGCGCGCGUAUGCUCUCUGGCUGCAAUCGCGGUGCUCGCAGCAGUUCGGCGUGGAUAUCCAUCCCGCGGCGGUCAUCGGCCCGGCCGUGAUUAUCGACCACGCGACGGGCGUCGUGAUCGGCGAAACGGCCGUGGUCGGCGAGGGCUGCACCUUACUCCACGGCGUGACGCUGGGCGGCUCGGGCAAGGAUCAUGGGGACCGGCACCCGAAGAUCGGCAAGCACGUGCUGCUGGGGGCGGGCUGCUCGGUCCUGGGAAAUAUCCGCGUGGGCGACCGGUACCGACGCGGCGUCCUCGUACAUCAUACGCCGUCGACGCAUAUCCGCGCAGGGCAAAGCUCGGCGCCGGCUCCAUCGUCCUCAAGCCCAUCCCGUCCGGCGCGACGGCCGUCGGGGCGCCGGCGAAGAUCGUCGGCCGCGUGCAGGAGGAGAAUCCCGCGGGCCGCGGCUGGGUCGACGCCGGCGUCACGGAGUGCGUCUGGAGCGAGCUCACGAGGCAUGCGGGACCCACUCCAAAAAAUACGAUCUCGUACCCGUCGUUCAAGAAGCUGCUCUCCAGUUCCAGCGUCGACGAAGCCGCCAUCGGCGAGCUCUUCUUCGAAUUGGACGGAAAUUUGGACGGCUUCAUCACGGAGAAGGAGUUCCGGGAAAAUUUUGACAAGUGCAGCGAUAAACUGUGCGAGGCCAUGUGCGAGUCGUCGCUGCAGUGCCCCGAGCGGCGGACGUCUAUUAAACGACAUGUCGUCGGCACGAUGCACCAGAUCACGCCGACUGGAUCGACAUCGCCGACGCACCGCUCCCUCGAGAGCCCCGAAUGAUUGCUCCGGCGCGCUUGAUGAUGACUCGCCCUAAUUGUGUGCUGGCGCUACGCGCUGCCGCCGCGACAACAUCUCUCGCCGCGACGGCUUCGAGUAAGAC
Messenger RNA from Pelagomonas calceolata, 1659 nucleotides. NCBI's taxonomy places the organism in Eukaryota, Pelagophyceae, Pelagomonadales, Pelagomonadaceae. The record is from the annotation of a GenBank genome assembly.